Messenger RNA from Sphaerulina musiva SO2202, 360 nucleotides. Its product is annotated as UPF0057-domain-containing protein. Gene Ontology annotation, cellular component: membrane. The coding region runs from base 1 to 360 and encodes 119 amino acids. NCBI's taxonomy places the organism in Eukaryota, Fungi, Ascomycota, Dothideomycetes, Mycosphaerellales, Mycosphaerellaceae. The transcript has 4 exons. The record is from RefSeq and is a predicted model, not a curated record.
AUGAUUUCGACUCUCCUCUUGGUGAUUUUGACGGUUUUGUUGCCUCCUGUGGGCGUGUAUUGUGUUGCUGGGUGUGGAGCUGAUGUACUCAUCAACAUCUGCCUCACCCUCCUCGGCUACUUUCCCGGCCACAUUCACGCUUUCUACAUCCUCUACAUCUUCUACUCUCGCAAAGAACAACAACAACAAGCCUCUUCUCAACAACAACAAGGAGGAAACUACCCCUCCCAACAAAAUUUCCGCUCCGCUCCAGGAAUUUAUAGCACAAAAGUCCAAUCGGGAGGGUUUGCUUCUUCUUCGAGAAGAGGAAGAGGGGAUUAUGGAACUAUGGCUGCUGCACCUGCACAUCCGCCGAAUUAG